Messenger RNA from Cryptotermes secundus, 951 nucleotides. RefSeq names its product U4/U6.U5 tri-snRNP-associated protein 1-like. The coding region runs from base 538 to 780 and encodes 80 amino acids. The record is from RefSeq and is a predicted model, not a curated record. The transcript is spliced from 6 exons. NCBI's taxonomy places the organism in Eukaryota, Metazoa, Arthropoda, Insecta, Blattodea, Kalotermitidae.
UAAAAUAUAAUGCUAGAGUUGACAACGUCGUAAUAUACAAUUUUCAAUAAUAGACUGCUGUCUAAUAGACGCUGUUCCUAAUUUCUAUACUGUUAUGUGUUCUACGGUUGUGUGUGUAAAAAUAGAAUCUCUGUAUUGUUAUCUUAAUGGCACUCAGCAUACGAGGGCUGUGUGAUGUUGAGUAUAAAUGAUUUUAUAAGUUGAAAAAACUUGGUGUUUCUACAAAAUUUAAAGGAGCUACAGAAGAAAUUCCCCAUCGAUCCAUCGAUCAUCACCCUAAUCGAUAUGCAAAAUGGCAGUUCCUGCAGAGGUUAAUGCUGAUGACAGUCAAAUUUUCAUCAGUGAUAGUAGUGAAACAAGUGAGCACCAGAAGAGGUACUGCCCAACAUUAAGAUUGAGCUGGAUGACAGCGAACUGGAGCUACAGAUAGCUCUCAAGAAAGCACGGAGACUGAAGCUGCAGGAGGCUGUUACAGAAUCAAAGAACAGUGUAGAAAAGGUGGCAGAGUCAGUACUGGAGAGAAGCUCAGAAGGAAGCAUGGAAGGUGGUUCCAUUGUGCUGAAUGCUACAGCAGAAUUCUGCCGUACGUUGGGUGACAUCCCCAUUUAUGGUCUGCCUGGCAGCAGGGAUGAGGAUGACCAGGAAUUACUUGGCUUUGAGAGGGAAAUGAUUGAAGAGAAGAAACAUCGGGAAGGAGGCAAACGUGGAGCUUGGAAUGAAGUUGAGAUUGAGAUGAUGAAAAGUUUGGGCAUCGCGAACAGUACAGUGGUCCGACCUUAGACUUCAAAGAAGAAGAGGAGGGCUACAGACCAGAUGUUAAACUCGACUACACAGAUGAUAACGGACAUGUGCUUAAUGCAAAGGAGGCUUUCAGGUUAGCACAGCUAACAGCAUAUCUGUUUUUAAGAUAGGUCGCACUGUGGAGGGUAGCCUGUCCAGUGGUAGUACAUU